This is a messenger RNA of Annulohypoxylon maeteangense, 1403 nucleotides long. Its product is annotated as alpha/beta-hydrolase. The transcript has a single exon. Gene Ontology annotation, biological process: lipid catabolic process. Gene Ontology annotation, molecular function: lipase activity. The coding region runs from base 356 to 1267 and encodes 303 amino acids. Lineage: Eukaryota; Fungi; Ascomycota; Sordariomycetes; Xylariales; Hypoxylaceae. The record is from RefSeq and is a predicted model, not a curated record.
ACAGUAUCUCGAUGGCGAUUGGACGGUAAACGCAAAGACGAUGCACCGAGCCGUGCUUAAUCUAAAAUGGCCGAAAUCGUGGCGUAGUGAGCAGGAUGUCUCCAGUAAAGGAUUGCGGCGCCUUGAGCUUCGUAAAAAAAGCAAGGGAGGUUUCUGUCUGCCACUUACGCUUUCGGGCAACCGAGAGCGAACAAGACUGCUAGGAUAAGCAAAUUACAGAGCAAACGAUGGAUUUAUUUAUCGCGUCUGUGGAUGGGAGAUAUAAGAAGGCGCAAAUGGCCCUUCUUGGCCACUCUUGCUUCGAUGGCAUGUGCUGUGUCUGUCUUGCCUAUGAGCAUUGCUAUUGCGGUUUAUCAUGAGACCUCGAACACUUCUCCUGGCCCAGACCUUCGGGUCCCUGAGCGCCAAUGCUCUUCCGAAGGGUGUUGAAGAACGCGAUUUGAUCGGCAUCAACACAAGCCUUCCCGACGCCCUCACGCUUAGCGAGCUAUACGGUGCUCCAGCCAAUGAUUUCACCUGCAAGAGCGAGCGCAACCCAGUCGUCAUGCUACACGGCCUAUCUGCCAACCGUGAGGUCGACUUGAACAUGCUCCAGUACGAGCUUAACCGUCGCGGCUACUGCACUUUCUCGAAGACGUACGGCGCAUGGCCACUGGUACCGUGGAUCGGUGGAUUGAGGACUAUGGCCGACUCAGCCAAGGACAUCGCAGAUUUCGUCAAGGAGGUUAAGGAUAAGACCGGUGCAUCCAAGGUCGAUAUCGUAGGGCACUCCGAGGGAGGUGUCCAGUCUAUCUACGUCCCGAUGACGCAGCCUGGCAUCUCGGACAUUGUAGAGCAUCUCGUGGCGUUGGGGCCAGCCAUCCACGGCGCGAAAUACUACGGCUUCACGGACCUGUGGUAUAUCGGCGGGAACGUCACCAGAGCGCUUGCUAAAGUUGUCCAGGAUGCGCUCGGGUGUCCUGCCUGCGAUGAUAUGAUGACCGGCGGUGCGGUGUACACUCAAUUCCAACGUAAUGCGGGACACAUCGCACAGCCCGGUAAUAAGGUGACGGUCAUCAUGUCCAAGUCGGAUACACUGGUGGCGCCGGAUGUCAGUGAGAUCAAUGAGGCGGGGGUGAAUAAUGUCUUCGUCCAAGAUACAUGUCCUGAUGAUACGGUCGGACAUGCAGGUCUCAUGUGGGACAAGAGCGUGUGGCGCUUGAUUGUAAAUGCGCUGGAGGAGAACACUGAUGCUGUUUUCGCUUGCGACAAGGGACUUCCGAUCUAAUUUAGGUACUUGAUCGCUGGAACUUUAUGUAUAUAGUUACUCAAUGAUAGAUGUAAAAAUACAAAAAGAUAUAAAUGAUAUACUAUGAUGUACUAUGAUGGAGUAUAAGAUUCUAUAUUGAAAUGCAACCUAGAAG